AAAAAAAAACAAGAACGUGAAUGUAAGCGGUCAAGUGUAGGGGACGCGCUAUUAGAACAUUUGUAUAACGGAAAUAGGAAUACGUUGUACGCUCCUUAUUUCCGGUUGCGGAUCCGGCGGAUGAGACAUGAAUGUUAGCCGUUUGGGCUUCUAGCGUGCGUUUAAGUAAAAAAAAAAAUGGACACGAUGACUAUAUGCGAUUAAACAAAAUAUGUGAUUAAAACAAUUGUCGGUUGUAUGUUGUUUGAAAUGGUAGUCGUUCGGUCGAGACCGUUAGUGCAAUUUACGCUAGCAUAUGUGUAUCGGCAGCUAACGUUAGCUUUUGUCGGAAGUUAAAAUGAUUUGUAUUUAGUUUUCGUCCUAAAUAAUGAACAUAGAGUUGUCGUGCUAAAUACGAAAUUGGACUUUGAGCUGGGCUGAUGCAUUUUUUGAAAAUAUGAAAUUAACUUGCAAAUAUUGCUUUUCUGUACAGAAACCCAUCUUACUGCAGGGCCACGAACGAUCCAUCCCUCAGAUCAAGUACAACGGAGAAGGAGACCUGUUUUCCGUCGCUAAAGGUCCAAACACAUGGGUUCGAUUUCAGCUGCAACAUCAUCAUGUUUUCCGCGGACGAGCAGUUGGGCUGUCAGUGUUACAUGAACUUGUUCGACCCGGGGUGAUCCACAGAUCGGUGCUUAUGGGAGGUGGGCAGGAGGCCAUGGAAGUGACCACAACCUCCACCAGGAUUGGCAUGUUUGAGGCCAGGUUCUUCCAAGCUGUGUACGAGGAGGAGUUUGGCAGGAGUCAAAGGUCAUUCUGGUCCCAUUAACUGUGUGGCUUUCCACCCUGACGGCAAGAGGUAAAUGAGACCAACACAGCUUUUGAUUGAGGGCAACUGGACAAGGUAGUUUCUACCUCUCCUCAAGAGGCUUCUUUAGUUCAGCAGAACUGAAGAAGCCUCUUGGAUGAAAAAUGGCUUUAAAAAAACCUACUUUGUCCAGUUGCCCUCAAUGUAACUAUUUUUGGAUUAAAUGACUGAGAACCUGCACAGACAGCUAUUGAUUGUGUUAUUCGAGCUCAUUGUUGUCAUUCAUUGUGUCUUGUAUGCUAUUGUCAUUGUCUUAACAUUUGUGCGGUCCUUCACAUUUCUGCACACACUGUUUGUCCUUGCAAUGAUUUUCAUCUUGUCCCAGAAUAUGAGUAUUAAUGAAUAUGAGGAAAAGUUGACACAAGUCAUGCAGUAUAGGAACACACAAACACACACAGACACACACAUAGACACAAAGACCUUAAUGCUACUGUCUGAUACUUAACAAAGUCACUUUUUAGCAACAAUUUUUUUUGGCCUUUGCACCUAGGGUUAUUCCAGCUCAUUCCAUUCAUUGUGCCUUAAUGCUAUUGUACUUUAAUUGUGUUUGACUUAAAAGACUGUUGUAAACCUUCCAGAAGAUGCCUCUUCUUUCAAAGGUAGAGAAAGAGAAUUUUCUUUUACUUAGGUAAAAAUUGAUUGCGCCUUAAUGGUAUUGUGAAAUAGUCACUUUCAUUGUGAGCUG
Molecule: messenger RNA, 1532 nt
Organism: Cynoglossus semilaevis (tongue sole)
Lineage: Eukaryota; Metazoa; Chordata; Actinopteri; Pleuronectiformes; Cynoglossidae
Product: eukaryotic translation initiation factor 3 subunit I-like
Exons: 4
Coding region: 437-808 (123 amino acids)
Molecular function (GO): protein binding
Source: RefSeq, a predicted model, not a curated record